Messenger RNA from Vitis vinifera (wine grape), 3294 nucleotides. RefSeq lists its product as uncharacterized. The transcript is spliced from 12 exons. Lineage: Eukaryota; Viridiplantae; Streptophyta; Magnoliopsida; Vitales; Vitaceae. Bases 142 to 1569 code for a protein of 475 amino acids. The record is from RefSeq and is a predicted model, not a curated record.
AAAGAAAACACCUGGCAUUGAGAUUGCCACGUGGCAAAGCCAAGCACAUUGGGACUGUGGGUGUAACCGGGGGUUGUAUGGUAUGGUCAUUAACCUUUCACGGAAUCUCUCAGUAGCAGCAGCAGCUUAUUCUUCUCGGCCAUGGCAGUAGGGGUAGCAGUCUGCUACUGCUCAAACCUCAAGCCCUCCUCAUUUCUUGGCCAUUUCCCAUACCACCAAGGAAAAUCACCCUCUGGACAAGGCAUUAAGAAUUCAGUUCAUGCAUCUAGAAUCAGUGCACUGUUUUGGGGAGCUAAGAAGGCUGUGGAACCAACUGAAAGGGACCUUUCUCUGGGAGAGUUCAUUUUGACAGGGUCAGGCCCAGAGGGAGUUUCAGAAAAUCAGGUGGCACCAAAGAAGAUAUCACUUUCAGUGGUUUCUUCAAUCUUAGAUGUUCCGUCUCAAGAUUGGGAUGCAUGCAAUAUGGAUGCUACGGGUCCUGAAAAAUUUAAUCCAUUUCUUACCCAUGGUUUUCUUUCAAGCUUGGAGGAGACAGGGUGUGCAGUGAAGGAAACAGGAUGGAUGCCGCGGCACAUCAUUGCUAAGGAUGAGUGUGACAAUAUAUUAGGUGUUGUUCCACUUUAUCUUAAAAGCCAUUCUUCUGGAGAAUUCGUUUUUGAUUAUUCCUGGGCUGAUGCCUACUACAGUUAUGGUUCAAGAUACUAUCCAAAGUUACAAUGUUGUGUACCUUUUACUCCAGUCACUGGUCAGAGGAUUUUAGUCCGUAAUAACUCAUACAAAGAUCAAGUCUUUGAUAGCUUAGUCUCUGCAAUGAAGGAUCUGACGGCCAAGUUCCAAGUUUCAUCACUACAUGUUACCUUUCCGACCGAAAGUGAGUGGGACAAAAUGAAGGAAAAGGGUUUUCUCCAGAGGACUGGGAUGCAAUAUCACUGGAAAAAUCGUAAUUACAAAAAUUUUGAUGAGUUCUUGAUGGACAUGAAGCAAAGUAAAAGGAAAAAUAUUCGUCAAGAGCGCAAAAAGAUUUCUACACAAAACUUAACAAUGAAACGGCUCCGGGGAUAUGAAAUAAAGGCUAAGCACUGGGAUUCCUUUUACAAGUUCUAUAGGAACACCACUGAUAACAAGUGGGGUAGUCCUUAUCUAACGAGAGAUUUCUUUCACAACAUGGGAUCAAAGAUGGAAGAUCAAGUACUACUUGUUGUUGCUGAAGAAGGGGAUGAACUUGUUGCAGGAGCUCUCAAUCUUAUUGGAGGAGAUACUUUAUUCGGCCGCUUAUGGGGAUGUCUCCCACGAGCUUAUUAUCCUAGCUUGCAUUUUGAAGCAUGCUAUUACCAGGCAAUAGAAGCAGCUAUUGAACUUAAUCUGAACAAAGUAGAGGCAGGAGCUCAAGGUGAGCAUAAGAUUCAGCGUGGCUAUAUGCCUGUGACAACUUACAGCUGCCAUUACUUUCUGGACAAGGGUUUUGAGAAAGCCAUAAACGAAUUUUUAGUGCGUGAAACGGCUCAGGUUAAGCUUGUUAUGAAACUAUUACACGAAUCCGGUCCUUUCAAGGAUGGUAUACAAACAUAAAAUUGAAGUAUGACUCCUAAACCCUAAUUUAGUUGAAAAUAAAUCAGUGCAUACCUAGAUUUUAUUGUAAAGGUCUUCUUGUACAUGUCAUAAUCAUAUCAGGAAACUUGACCAAAUGUUUUUUUAUUUGUACAUAAUAUAGCAAUGAGAUUACACUGCAAACACAUCCCUAUUUAAUUGCUGAAUUAGGUUUUACCAUGGACUUCCCUGGGCAAGUUUCUGAAUUCAUGUCUAGGGCUCUUAUGAAACUUCAUAUGAUAUGAUGUUCAAAGCCUGGAUUGGAAAAUUUUCAUAAUAUUUGCUCUUGAUGGUAUCAAAACUUUUGUGAAGCUUUUCAUGUUCUAGUGUCAAUUUUAUUGAGAAACUAGUAAAAUGUGAAGCGAAGAUAUGAUACCAUCACCUUGAUAGGGAUAUACGCUAAAACCGAUGUUCGAAAGUUGAAACAUAACCGGUACUUCCUAACAUGAUUUAUUUGUGUUUUGGAGAAAUAGAGCGGCUAUGGUCCUGUUUGGAAUCUGUUUAAGUCAAAAAAUACAUUUGGCAAACUUCAAACAAAAAACAAUUUUUUGAAACAUUUGUUUUGAAAAUAUGUUGUAUCUGAGAACAAAUUUGAGGUGUUUUCAAUUUGUACGGUAUUUUGAGAAACAAUUAAAAAUAUAGAGGAUGCUUUGAAAGCUUUAAUAUCAAUAUAAGCGUACGAUUCUUUGCAUGGAGAAUAAGUCGAGGAAACUAUUUUUCAUAUUUAAGUUUGCAUACGACAUUUUAUUCUUAAAAACAAGUGAGUUUCAAGAAUUGUCGCAGAAACUAUUUUUUUGUUAACUGUUUUUCAGAUGUUAUUUUUCCUUGCAAACAUGAUACCACAGGCAGACCUUUAUUAAAUUAAAAUUAUUCUUAUCUUUAAUAAGAACAUUUUUAAAAUAUGAUUCCCAAACAGAAAUUUUGAUCAAAUCAUAGAUGUAACUACUCUUGAUUUUGCAUUUUUUAUUGCCAAGGCAUGAGAUGAAGAAUGGGUAUACAAUACCUUUUUCAGGCUAGACUGGGUUCAUGAUCAUGUUUUCUCUUGUCUGAGAUGUACAGUAACACAGGUUUCAAAACCCUUGAUUUCAAGGAAUCAAACAAUUUCAAUUCAUUCCAACUUGUUGAACUGUUUUUGAUGUGAUAUCCCACAUCACAUUGUUGGGGUUUGUGUAUAUGCAGCUUAGAGCAUCUGAGAUGGAUAAUGCUUGAACUACUUUUGGGGCCAAUUAGGGAGUGAUUUUAAUGUCUUAUCCCACAUCGCCUUGGUUGAGCUUGUUUAAAACAAUUGAGGCAUUAUAACCCAAAAUGAACGAUAUCCACACAAACUAUAAUGAUACCAACAGAGCUACAAGGCAAGAAUCCAAGAGAAAAAAAGCUAGUGGGCGAGUAUUAUCAAUUACAUGUGGAGAGACAUACAUGUUUGUAGGCAAACAAAUCACAAAGACCCUGUUUUGGGUUAGAACCCGAGCCAAUGUUAUAAUUUGAGGGUCCACAAUGUAUAUCAUGCUAUUAAACAAUUAAUAUUCAUAUUUUAGGGGAGAGGUGGGUUUCUUAUCGAAUUCAAUACAAACAAAUACAUAUAUAGCAUCCAAUAAAAAAAAAAUUAAAAAAUGAUGGCAAAACCACAAAGAAGAGAAAAUUUUAAUGAACAGAUCCCAAGUACACCUUAAAGAUUCAACAGUUUGUAAACACAAGGGGGGGGGGGGG